This is a messenger RNA of Sturnus vulgaris (Common starling), 3613 nucleotides long. RefSeq names its product solute carrier family 12 member 1 (gene SLC12A1). Gene Ontology annotation, molecular function: sodium:potassium:chloride symporter activity. The record is from RefSeq and is a predicted model, not a curated record. Gene Ontology annotation, cellular component: apical plasma membrane. NCBI's taxonomy places the organism in Eukaryota, Metazoa, Chordata, Aves, Passeriformes, Sturnidae. Gene Ontology annotation, biological process: sodium ion homeostasis; sodium ion transmembrane transport; cell volume homeostasis.
UAUUUGAGAAGCAAAGAUCUGAUAUGCAACAGCACUAAACCCUUUGCUGCAUCUGCAACUGAGUGGCUGCAGCCACAGAACACAGAUCAGUGACCGAAGUCUGUAACAUCCCUGAAGAUGUCAAUGAACAAUGCACCAAACGUGUUCUUGGAUGCAAAUGCAAAUCGGUUUCAAGUUAACAUAAUUAAUGAAGACAAUGACAACAAUGAAACAACCCAAGAGGAUGUGGGCUCUGACCCACCACAUUAUGAAGAAACAUCUUUUACUGAUGAAACACAUAACAGACUAAGAAUCAGUUACAGACCAGGAAAAAGAGAAUUAUAUGACAAUUUCCGUCAAAAUGGGGAGAAAACAGAAGCUAGCUUACAUCCCUAUGAUACUCACAGUAAAAUGUAUUAUCUACAGACUUUUGGCCAUAACACAAUGGACCCAGUUCCCAAAAUUGAUUAUUAUAGAAACACUGGCAGUGUCAGUGGGAAUAAGCUCAACAGACCAAGCUUAUUAGAAAUUCAUGAACAACUGGCAAAGAACAUUGCUGUGAGCACUGGCUCAGUCGAGAGAGUGGCAAAUGGAGAAAGCACCACUGGAGAUGAGACAGCAGCCAGCAAGGAAGAGGAGAACAAAACAGGAUUUGUCAAAUUUGGAUGGGUGAAGGGUGUGCUGGUAAGAUGCAUGCUUAAUAUUUGGGGUGUGAUGCUCUUUAUUCGACUUUCCUGGAUUGUAGGUCAAGCAGGAAUUGGUCUUGGAGUAAUCAUAAUUCUUCUCGCCACGAUGGUAACCUCAAUUACUGGGUUGUCAACUUCUGCAAUAGCAACUAAUGGGUUUGUCCGUGGAGGUCUUGGAAUCAUAGUUAUUGCUCUGAGUGUAGUAGUAACAACAUUGACAGGUAUCUCCAUGUCUGCCAUUUGCACUAAUGGAGUAGUAAGAGGAGGUGGAGCAUACUACCUUAUCUCAAGAAGUCUGGGCCCAGAGUUUGGUGGAUCUAUAGGACUUAUCUUUGCCUUUGCAAAUGCAGUGGCAGUUGCCAUGUAUGUAGUUGGAUUUGCUGAAACAGUUGUAGAACUUCUUAAGGAGAGUGAUACACUGAUGGUAGAUGAGUCCAACGACAUCAGAAUCAUAGGGACCAUCACUGUGGUGUGUCUUCUCGGCAUCUCAGUUGCUGGCAUGGAAUGGGAAGCAAAGGCUCAAGUUAUUCUUCUAAUUGUUCUCCUUGUUGCCAUUGCAAACUUCUUUAUUGGGACAGUCAUUCCUACCAACACUGAAAAGAAGGCAAGAGGCUUUUUUAAUUACCAAGCAUCAAUAUUUGCAGAAAACUUUGGACCAGAUUUCAGAAGUGGAGAAGGAUUUUUUUCAGUGUUUGCCAUUUUUUUCCCAGCUGCUACUGGCAUUCUUGCAGGAGCCAAUAUCUCAGGAGAUCUGAAAGACCCACAAAGUGCCAUACCCCAGGGAACAAUGCUGGCCAUUCUGAUUACCACAAUUGCUUACAUUGCUGUUGCAAUUUGUGCAGCCUCCUGUGUUGUACGAGAUGCUACUGGGAACGUCAAUGAUACAAUUGUACCUGGAAUGAGCUGCAAUGGAUCAUCUGCCUGUGGCCUAGGAUAUGAUUUUUCCAGAUGUGCAAGUCAGCCAUGUGAUUAUGGGCUGAUGAAUAAUUUUCAGGUGAUGAGCAUGGUGUCUGGCUUUGGUCCUCUCAUCACAGCUGGCAUCUUCUCAGCUACUCUGUCAUCAGCUCUAGCAUCUCUUGUCAGCGCGCCCAAAGUUUUCCAGGCUCUUUGCAAGGACAACGUCUACAAAGGGCUAGAAUUCUUUGCCAAAGGAUAUGGAAAAAACAACGAGCCUAUCAGGGGAUAUGUCCUCACUUUUGUGAUCGCCAUGGCAUUCAUUUUGAUUGCUGAACUGAAUACCAUUGCUCCCAUCAUCUCCAAUUUCUUCCUGGCUUCAUAUGCUUUGAUUAAUUUCUCCUGCUUUCAUGCCUCAUAUGCAAAAUCUCCAGGUUGGAGACCUGCAUUCAGGUAUUAUAACAUGUGGGUGUCACUUUUUGGAGCCCUGCUGUGCUGUGGGGUGAUGUUUGUCAUCAACUGGUGGGCAGCUCUCAUCACUUACGCCAUUGAGCUCUUCCUAUAUAUUUAUGUAACAUAUAAGAAACCAGAAGUAAACUGGGGCUCCUCUACACAGGCUCUUUACUUUGUUAAUGCCUUAGACAGCGCUCUGGCAUUAACGACAGUGGAAGACCAUGUGAAAAACUUCAGACCCCAGUGCCUAGCAUUAACAGGAGCUCCUAUGGUCAGGCCUGCCCUGCUAGACAUCACCCACACCUUCACCAAGAACAACGGGCUGUGUAUCUGCUGUGAAGUGUACACGGGACCACGCAAGCUGUGUGUUAAGGAGAUGAACAGUGGCAUGGAAAAAAAGCAGGCCUGGCUCACAAAGAACAAAAGAAAAGCCUUUUAUGCAGCAGUGGCAGCUGACAGCUUCAGAGAUGGAGUCAAAAGUCUACUUCAAGCCUCGGGCUUGGGUAGAAUGAAACCAAAUACCCUGGUGAUGGGAUUUAAGAAGGAUUGGAGAAGUGCACCUGCCACUCAAGUUGAGAACUAUGUGGGCAUUAUACAUGAUGCCUUUGAUUUUGAGCUUGGCGUAAUUAUCGUCAGAAUUAGCCAAGGAUUUGAUAUAUCUCAGGUUCUUCAGGUUCAAGAGGAAUUAGAGAAGCUGGAGCAGGAGAGAUUGGCACUGGAAGCCACCAUUAAAGAAAAUGAUUUUGAAGAAGGAAAAAGGGGCAUCUGUGGAUUCUUCAAAAAAGCCAGCACAUUGAAUAUAUCAAAACACGAAACAAAGAAGGAGAGCACCAUUAACACCAUGCAGUCAAUGCAUGUGGGUGAAUUCAAUCAGAGGCUGCUAGAAGCCAGUACUCAAUUUAAAAAGAAGCAAGGAAAAGGUACAAUUGACAUUUGGUGGCUGUUCGAUGAUGGAGGUCUAACAAUCCUAAUUCCUUACAUUCUAACUAUUAGGAAGAAGUGGAAGAAUUGUAAAUUAAGGAUCUUCACUGGAGGAAAGGUCAACAGGAUUGAAGAAGAAAAACUAGUGAUGGCUUCACUCCUAAGCAAAUUCAGAAUAAAAUUUGCUGAUAUUAAUAUCAUUUGUGAUAUCAAUAUAAAGCCCAACAAAGAGAGCUGGAAAUUCUUUGAAGAGAUGAUUGAACCAUAUCGCCUCCAUGAAAGCUGCAAAGAUAUAACAACUGCUGAGAAAUUAAAGAGAGAGACUCCAUGGAAAAUUACAGAUGCAGAGCUGGAAGCAUUCAAGGAGAAGAGUUACCGCCAAGUCCGUCUGAAUGAACUCUUACAGGAGCACUCCAGAGCAGCCAACCUCAUUGUCCUGAGCCUCCCUGUAGCAAGAAAAGGAGCAGUGUCUGAUUACCUGUACAUGGCUUGGCUAGAAAUUCUCUCCAAGAACCUUCCUCCAAUCUUAAUGGUCAGAGGCAACCACAAAAAUGUACUGACUUUCUAUUCUUAGAAAAACAGCAGUGCCUGGAAUACGCCUUGCUUGAUUCCAACAGCUAUGUUUUUAAUGGCAAUGGCUCAUCAAAGACAUAUUCAUUUAAUACAAAUCUAAAACUUUA